Messenger RNA from Cicer arietinum (chickpea), 1490 nucleotides. RefSeq names its product 2-methyl-6-phytyl-1,4-hydroquinone methyltransferase, chloroplastic. Gene Ontology annotation, molecular function: 2-methyl-6-phytyl-1,4-benzoquinone methyltransferase activity. NCBI's taxonomy places the organism in Eukaryota, Viridiplantae, Streptophyta, Magnoliopsida, Fabales, Fabaceae. Gene Ontology annotation, biological process: methylation. The record is from RefSeq and is a predicted model, not a curated record.
CCGAUAAAUAUCUUUUGGAGAAUUAUACGAAAUGAUAACUUAGUGUAUAUAUAAGACGAAGAAAUAUGAUAACGGAAAAUAGAGAUUUCAUGUGGCGAGAAAUGAAUCAAAAUUGAAUAUUUUGUGAGCGACAAUUCCCUUGCUGUUCAACCUUGUGCUACGUGUUUCUCUUUCAUCCUCUUCUCUCUCUAUCACCACUCGAUUAAUUCAAUGGCUUCACUAAUGCUCAGUGGAACUGGAAAGCUUACACUUUUGAAUAGCAAAACUCCAAAUGGAAAUGAGUUUAGUUUCAUUGGUUCAGAUUUUCACCGAAACAGUUUAAGCUUCCCCAAAACGAGUUUCAAAGCUAAUUCUAGGGUUUCCAGUUUCAGAACGAUUGUUGCACCCAAGUGUAGUAGUAGUUCUAGUUUAUCAUCAGCCUCAAGACCAACCUCACAACCUAGAUUCAUACAGCACAAAAAAGAGGCAUUUUGGUUCUAUAGGUUUCUCUCAAUUGUGUAUGACCAUGUUAUAAACCCUGGUCAUUGGACCGAAGACAUGAGAGAUGAUGCUCUUGAACCAGCUGAUCUCAAUCACAGGGAUAUGAUUGUUGUUGAUGUUGGUGGUGGAACUGGUUUCACCACAUUGGGUAUUGUCAAGAGUGUGGAUGCUAAGAAUGUCACUAUUCUUGAUCAGUCACCUCAUCAGCUUGCUAAAGCUAAGCAAAAGGAACCACUCAAAGAUUGCAAAAUUGUUGAAGGGGAUGCUGAAGAUCUCCCCUUUAGGACUGAUUAUGCCGAUCGAUAUGUAUCCGCAGGAAGUAUUGAAUACUGGCCAGAUCCGCAGCGUGGCAUCAAGGAAGCAUACAGGGUUUUGAAACUUGGAGGCAAAGCGUGUUUAAUUGGUCCUGUCCACCCAACAUUUUGGUUGUCUCGUUUCUUUGCGGAUGUUUGGAUGCUUUUCCCUACAGAAGAAGAGUAUAUUGAGUGGUUUCAGAAGGCUGGGUUUAAGGAUGUCCAAUUAAAAAGGAUUGGCCCAAAAUGGUAUCGUGGAGUUCGCCGUCAUGGCUUGAUUAUGGGCUGCUCGGUGACUGGUGUUAAGCCUGCAUCCGGGGAUUCUCCUUUGCAGCUUGGUCCAAAGGAAGAAGAUGUUGAAAAGCCGAUAAAGCCUUGGGUCUUCUUACUGCGCUUUGCUUUGGGUACCCUGGCAGCUGCAUGGUUUGUAUUGAUUCCUAUUUAUAUGUGGCUCAAAGAUCAAAUUGUUCCCAAAGGCCAGCCAAUAUGAGAGAGAUUUGUAGUUAGUAAACGUUUUGAUAUUAUCAUUGUCUUUGUUCAAAGUUUUUUAUCAAGUGUAAGAUUAUUUACACAUGCAGCUGAGAAAUAUUUUAUUAAACCUCAUAAUCCUUAGUUUCUUUACCUAUUUGAGCUCUUUUUUUCUGCAUGCUUUUUACAGUCCAGGCCAUGCUAAUUUUAUUGGUGGUGGAAGUGUCUAAUAAAAUCUUUAUUUUACAA